Messenger RNA from Linum tenue, 1941 nucleotides. Lineage: Eukaryota; Viridiplantae; Streptophyta; Magnoliopsida; Malpighiales; Linaceae. The record is from the annotation of a GenBank genome assembly.
ACACUCUCCACUCUCCUCCUCCUCCUCUUCUUCAUCUUCCAUAAACCACAACCUCGACUUCAAAUUCCGCUCCACAAUUCCCCGGCCAAAUCUACGCCUCAAACUCACACAUCAUGUCUUCCUCCGUCGCAUUCAAGUCCUUCACCGGCCUCCGCCAGUCCCCCGCCGUCGUCGGCCCACCACCGCCCUCCUCCACCCAGCUCUCCCUCCCCAACUCCCUCACCACCACCUCCCACCGCUCCCGCCGCUCCUCCUCCCUCCAAAUCGCCGCCGCCCUCUCCAGCCCCACCCUCCCCAACCGCAAGCUCCGCGUCGCCGUCAUCGGCGGCGGCCCGGCAGGCGGAUCCGCCGCCGAAACCCUCGCCAAAGGCGGAAUCGAGACCUACCUCAUCGAACGCAAGAUGGACAACUGCAAGCCCUGCGGCGGCGCCAUCCCACUGUGCAUGGUCGGCGAGUUCGACAUCCCGCUCGACAUCAUCGACCGGCGGGUGACGAAGAUGAAGAUGAUUUCCCCCUCGAAUGUCGCCGUCGACAUCGGCCGGACGCUGAAGCCCCACGAGUACAUUGGGAUGGUGAGGAGAGAAGUGCUCGACGCUUACAUGAGAGAGCGGGCUGAAAAAUUUGGGGCCAAUGUCAUCAAUGGGCUGUUUCUGAAGAUGGAUUUGCCGGAGAAAGGCAGCCGGAAUGUCGAAUCGCCGUACGUGCUGCACUAUACGGAGUACGAUGGGACCGUCGGCGGGACCGGGCAGAAGAGAACCCUAGAGGUCGAUGCUGUGAUUGGCGCCGAUGGGGCUAAUUCCAGAGUCGCCAAGUCGAUCGGCGCGGGGGAUUAUGACUACGCCAUUGCUUUCCAGGAGAGAAUCAAGAUCCCUGAUGAGAAGAUGGUGUACUACGAAAACCUAGCCGAAAUGUACGUUGGGGACGAUGUAUCCCCUGACUUCUACGGCUGGGUAUUCCCCAAAUCGGACCACGUCGCCGUGGGAACGGGCACCGUGACACACAAAGGCGACAUCAAGAAGUUCCAGCUGGCCACGAGGAACAGAGCCAAGGACAAGAUCCUAGGAGGCAAGAUCAUUCGAGUGGAGGCGCACCCGAUCCCCGAGCACCCUCGACCACGCAGGAUUCUAGACAGGGUAGCUCUGGUGGGUGACGCGGCAGGGUACGUGACGAAAUGCUCAGGUGAAGGGAUAUACUUUGCGGCGAAGAGUGGGAGGAUGUGUGCUGAGGCGAUCGUUGAAGGGUCCGGGGAAGGGAAGAGGAUGGUGGAAGAGAGUGAUCUGAGGAAGUACCUUGAGAAGUGGGACAAGGCGUACUGGCCGACGUACAAGGUGCUCGACGUGCUGCAGAAGGUUUUCUACAGGUCGAACCCUGCGAGGGAGGCGUUCGUGGAGAUGUGCGCCGACGAGUAUGUGCAGAAGAUGACGUUCGACAGCUACUUGUACAAGAGGGUUGUGCCGGGGAAUCCAUUGGAGGACUUGAAGCUUGCUGUGAAUACCAUUGGGAGCCUGGUCAGGGCCAAUGCGCUGAGGAGGGAGAUGGAGAAGCUUACCUUGUGAGUAAAGCGUUAGGGAGACGGAGGAGCGUGGUUGUUUAAAGCUGGAAGCAAAUUAUGUAAAUGGAGAUGGGAUGGGAAUUCUGUGGUUCUACCAUUGCAAUCGACCUAGCCAGAAUUUUCUUGUAGGUUCUUGGUUUGAUUGUCUUGAAUGCAACUAUGCAAGCAAUCAACAUGGUAGUAAGGAUUGAGCGUGAUGUAGCUUCUCUUGCCUGUUCUGAAUUCGAGUUGAGAAUCUAUGGGUAAAAAACUGUAAUGAUUAUAUCACUGCAGUAAGCAGAUUUCCCUUCCCUGCAAAAAUCGAUCUUUUGAUUGCAUGCAAUAUGUUUGAGUGCCCAACAAGGCAUCAUAGAGAAUGGAUCCACAGCGGAAUUGGCCACAGUUCCCAC